CGAAGAAAAUCGAUUUCGGAAGGAUAUAAGAAAAAAUAAAAAAACAAAGAAGAACAAAGGGUUUCUGAAUUUUCAUAUUUUGAUCUAAAUCUGAGGAAAAAUCACUUUAAUUUGAAUUAAAAUUUGAGUUUCUCACACAAAAGGAAGGACAUAGAUGGAAUCUGAGGAUUUGGUGAAACAAGAAUUGGAGGAGUUGCAGAAACAAUUGGGGAAGAAGCAAAAGUUUGAAAGCGCAGUUUCGUCCCUCAAAUCCCUUCUCCAACGCACAUAUCCAUCAGCUUCUCCAUCUCUUCGUAAAUCUUUUUAUUCGGUUAUAUGCCGAGUUGCUACUGUGUUGAAGACCAGGUAUACUGCACCAGGUUUCUGGAAUGCUGGUCUGGGCCUUUUUGAGCAGGCUUAUUUGCUUGUUUCUGAAUCUUCUGAGAAGGCGCACUUGAAGGCUUGCAUUGCUCAGGCCAGGGAACAUUUGCAUCUAGAGGAAAAUCCAUUACAAGCUUCACAACCUGCUGAUAAUCAUGCAAACAGAGGUUAUCUUUUUGAGGGGCACCUCACAGUAGAUCGAGAACCACCACAACCUCAAUGGUUGGUGCAGUCAAACCUCUUGACAACAGCUGCUACUCUCUUUGCAGCUGAAUCCUCUCAAGCUGCAGCAGCAAAUGAUACCACACCAGAGGAUGCCUCAAAUGUGCUUCAAGAGCUUAUAAAUAGAUUGGAAGAAGUUGUGCCCUUGAUGGUAGAUGAAGGUCAUGUAGCUCCAAGAGCUCCUCCUGCUAGUAAAGAAGUUGUGGCAAAACUUCCAGUCAUUAUUCUCACAGAGGAAAUCCUGGCUAAUUUGGGAAAAGAUGCAGAGUGUGCAAUUUGCAGAGAGAAUUUAGUUUUAAAUGAUAAAAUGCACGAGUUGCCAUGCAAGCACACAUUCCACCCACCAUGUCUAAAGCCAUGGCUGGAUGAGCACAAUUCUUGUCCAAUCUGUCGCUAUGAGCUGCAAACUGAUGAUCAUGCCUAUGAGAGCUGGAAGGAGCGCGAAAAGGAAGCCGAAGAAGAGAGGAAAGGUGCUGAAAAUGCUAUUCGAGGUGGUGAAUACAUGUAUGUUUAGAUUACCAUUAAAGUAUGGUUAAUAAUAUUGUUGUUCUUGUAAUAUUGGAUUUGUUAAUUUUCAUUUGGUGAAUAGUGUAUUCUUUAUUAUUGAAGCUGAAGAGCUAAUUCCCCUCAACUUUUUAGGGAUGUUCAAGUGUU
Messenger RNA from Abrus precatorius (Indian licorice), 1236 nucleotides. RefSeq names its product E3 ubiquitin-protein ligase AIP2. The record is from RefSeq and is a predicted model, not a curated record. Gene Ontology annotation, cellular component: cytoplasm. The transcript is spliced from 5 exons. Gene Ontology annotation, molecular function: ubiquitin protein ligase activity. Gene Ontology annotation, biological process: protein ubiquitination. Bases 155 to 1096 code for a protein of 313 amino acids. NCBI's taxonomy places the organism in Eukaryota, Viridiplantae, Streptophyta, Magnoliopsida, Fabales, Fabaceae.